GGAUGAUAAGGAUCACACUUCAUAGUUCGAAACCGGCAAACCAAGCUACGGAAGAGUUCAUCCUUGUUAAAAGGAUCAUCGAUCGCCGACGGCGGGAGCAACAACAGUGAGAAAUUAUGUGGUUUGAGCUGAUCAUCGGAAUCAUCAUCUUCCAAUUGCUCCGUCGCUUCUUCUCCAACGGCGACGAUCUCGAUGUGGGGACCUACCCUGCCAACGCCAUUUUCUCCGUGGCCAAACGGUUGGAACAGCUUUACGGUGGUAAGGCUUAUGUUGGCCUCCGAAUUCCAGACGCCGAUUCCGGAUCUCCCCAGAAUAUUGAUAUUGUUCUCGUCACUCAACGAGAAGCUGCUGUAAUAUCUGUGAAGAAUGUAUCGGGAUUUGUAUCUGUUGAUAAAGAUGGAAAUUGGGAUUGCAUUGGUGGAGAUAAGGACAAGACAGAGCGUCUUCCAGAUCCUGUAGCUGAAACAAAAGAACUAGUUCCCGUCCUAGAAUCAUAUCUCGAGCGAAGGGGAGUAGCUCUUCCAGAAGGAUAUUUGUCGUGCAAGGUCAUAUGUCCAAAUCCCAAUUUUCGAACCAUUCAUGCUGACUCUUUUCCUCCUGAGGUGAUAACUUAUGACCAGUGGAUACAGCUAAAGCCUGAAAAAAAUAGCUUGCUUUCUGGUUGGAUGAAAGGUGCAUUUCAUGGUGGAAAGAAGGAAAUGCAGGAAUCAAUACAUGAGAGCCUUAAUUCCAUUCUCAGCACAGCUCCAAUGUGGGACAGAUUGAAGCUUAAAAGUAAUAAAUCUGUCCUAGGAGAGUUUCUGGAAUUCAAAGGAGAUAAGGAUGAUAUUUUGGAAUUAAGAAAUAUCAAGAGAUCAAAAGUUAGUGGGCUGACUACCCAAAAGACAAGCAUGUUUGGUUUAGCUCAUUCAAAACUUCAAGUUCUUUACAGCCCUCGAGAUUAUCACGGUGAAGGAGCUUCAGGUUCUGAGUGGAACGAAGUUUGUGUUCGAUCUAGCACAGAGGUCGUGUUUCAGCCCCAAGGCUCCAGUAAAGUGCGCAAAUAUAAGUUGUCCUCCAUAAUUUCCUUGUCACUCAGUGCCUGAGGGUUCUCUCCUCUUUGUUCUCCCUUUGUAUAAAUGCUGGGCGUAAGCUUUACCGACAAUGUAAAACUAUUAGAACGCCUAUUUGUAGCAAAAUUUACUUGUGGAAAUGCACUGAUUCAUGAAUGUCAAUGCAAAAACAAA
Ipomoea nil (Japanese morning glory) is the source of this 1226-nucleotide messenger RNA. RefSeq lists its product as uncharacterized. The record is from RefSeq and is a predicted model, not a curated record. Lineage: Eukaryota; Viridiplantae; Streptophyta; Magnoliopsida; Solanales; Convolvulaceae. Bases 117 to 1085 code for a protein of 322 amino acids. The transcript has 7 exons.